Molecule: messenger RNA, 4975 nt
Organism: Oncorhynchus tshawytscha (Chinook salmon)
Lineage: Eukaryota; Metazoa; Chordata; Actinopteri; Salmoniformes; Salmonidae
Product: E3 ubiquitin-protein ligase znrf3-like
Exons: 9
Coding region: 199-2970 (923 amino acids)
Biological process (GO): negative regulation of canonical Wnt signaling pathway; ubiquitin-dependent protein catabolic process; Wnt receptor catabolic process
Molecular function (GO): frizzled binding; ubiquitin protein ligase activity
Source: RefSeq, a predicted model, not a curated record
UGGAGAAAUAGAAAGAGGGAGGGAGAAAGAAAGAAAGAGAGGGAACGUUAAGAAGCAAGCAAUGUAAUUGACAAGGCUGCAAUAGUGAAAUAAACACGCUCUUUUGACGCAUCGAUCUCGUUUCAGAUUCAAUUUCAGCACCAUCACCUAAUCACCCUUGGAAAUUAUGUUCCGAUCGGUGGAUAUCCAACCGGCAAGAUGAUGAUUUUACCAAGCAGGAGGUUAGAGUGUGUAGCCGAUUCUGUAGUCUUGAUGAUCAUCGUGGUUACCACUUCUAUUGGAACGGUUUUCGCCAAGGAUACGGCUUUUGUGGAAGUAGUGCUGUUUGAGUCCAGUCCAAAUGGAGAUUAUACUACAUACACGACGGGGUUGCAAGGACGAUUCUCAAAGGCAGGAGCCACUAUCAGCGCGGAGGGCGAGAUUGUACAAAUGCAUCCACUGGGACUGUGUAACAACAAUGAUGAGGACGACCAAUACGAGUAUGGCUGGGUGGGAGUGGUAAAGCUGGAGAAGCCUGAACUGGACCCCAGCUGUCUCACUGUCCUGGGAAAGGCGAAGCGAGCAGUUCAGAGAGGGGCGACGGCUGUCAUUUUUGAUGUGUCUGAAAACUCUGAUGCCAUUGAUCAGCUAAACAGGUUAGCAGAGGACCCUCUGAAGAGGCCGGUGGUUUAUGUGAAGGGGGCCGAUGCUGUUAAGCUGAUGAACAUAGUCAACAAGCAGAAAGUGGCCCGCACCAGGAUCCAGCACAGACCACCGAGGCAGCCUACAGAGUACUUUGACAUGGGGAUCUUCCUGGCCUUCUUCGUAGUGGUGUCUCUGGUCUGCCUCGUGCUGCUCAUCAAGAUCAAACUAAAACAGAGAAGAAGCCAGAGUUCUAUGAAUAGGAUGGCCAUCCAGGCCCUGGAGAAGAUGGAGACCAGGAAGUUCAAGGCCAAGGUCAAGGGUCAGCGUGAGAGCACCUACGGAGCGUCUGAUUCACUGAGCAGUAGCUCCACCUCUGACUGUGCCAUCUGUCUGGAGAAGUACAUAGAAGGAGAGGAGCUACGGGUCAUCCCCUGUGCCCACAGGUUCCAUAAGAAGUGUGUGGAUCCUUGGCUCCUCCAACACCACACCUGUCCUCACUGUAGACACAACAUCAUCGAGCAAAGGAAGGGGAACCCCGGCGCUGUCUGCAUGGACCCAGUCUACAGCCGGCAGCAGAGGGUAGUCCUGCCUGUCCACUACCCUGGAAGGGUGCACCGUUCUGGGCAGGUGACUGCCUACCCCACCCACACCUCCAUGGACCCCCAUGGUAACCCCAUCACAGUGCUGACAGUGGACCAGCACUCAGACCCCCAGGGCCUGUACCCUCCCCAGUCUGCCCACUCCGGGGCCUUCCUCCGGGACUACCACCCCCACCCAACCCUGCACCUGGACCACUCUCUCAACCCCCAUCACUGUGAGCUGCAGCAUCAACCCCCUGCCUACCCCCAGUACCAGCAGCCAGGUCCCCGCCACGGCGCCUUCAAGAGGCCUAAGUUCCACGGACGCAGCUUCUCGCGGGCCGCCUGCUACUCGCAGUACGAGACCAUGUACCAACACUACUACCUCCAGGGCCUGACCUUCCCCCAGCAGGGUGAGGGGACCCAGGGGGCAGCAGGUGUAGGAGGGGUGACUGGGAGCGCCGGGCCCCACAAGGGCCACCACAGCAUGGCUUUCCAAGGGGGGCUGCUCUACCCCACGGUGGUCCACAUGGCCGCCAGCUCCAGGAUGGCUGAGGCAGGGAGCGGCGCCUCGGGGCCGGGCUGUUACCAUGGCCACCGCUCGGUGUGCAGUGGUUACCUGGCCGACUGCCCGGGCAGCGACAGCAGCAGCAGCUCUGGACACUGCCACUGUUCCUCCAGUGACUCCAUGCUGGACUGUACAGAGAUCAGUAACCAGGGGGUAUACGGCUCCUGUUCCACUUUCCGCAGCUCCCUGAGCUCUGACUACGACCCCUACGUCUACCGCAGUAAGAGCCCCUGUAGGGGGUCGCAAGGGGAGCCAGGGGCCACGUCUGCAGGGGCCUCCACCGCCUGCCCCUCCACAGCCGAGGACUCCCUAACCCCAGCUCCCUCGGGGGGACACAAUGGCGACAGCCUGCAGCCACAGCCUCUUCCUGGAACCUCAGGGUUCAGUGUGGGGGACCAGCUCUCCAGCUGCAGUCUGGAGCACAGCUACAGCAGCCGCUCGUCACUGGAACAACCCAGGGACACCAGCACCACUAGCACUACCUCAGCCAGGCCUCCAGAGGGAGCCACAGUGGACAUGGGGAAGGGAGGGCAGACAGGGGAGGAGACGAGGGGGGAGCAUGGCCUGGGAAGAGCAGGGGCGUGUAGCUGCUGUUUCCAGGUGCUCCCUCCCAACAUGGAGUGCAAUGGUCAGCAGGGAUAUCAGAGGCAGGACUCAGACUGGGUGGGGCCUAUGGCCUCCUCGGGACGUGGCUGUCAGAGGGGGGCAGAGCAGAACUUUUACCACCCUGGGGAGCACCUGUUGGCUCCGUCGGAGCAGGUGAGCUAUGAGGGCCUGCCCUAUUGCUUCUACAAGGAGAUGAAGGUUCACCGGGCCACAGGGGGGCGCUAUAAUGAGGACUAUGCCGUGAAUGUGCAGUAUGCGCACCACGCUGCAGACUCGGAUGCCUGCUGUGGUGUGCUCAGCCAGAGAAUACCCAUAAUCCACCAGGGCACAGACUAUGAGCUGGGCUUGGGGACGGAGACUCUGUAUCAGAGCAGCCUACUGCUAGCCAGCCUCACCUUGGGGCAGGGGGGCGAGGGGCGGACUGGUGGGCGGGUGGAGCCUGGUGAGGGAGGGUACUUCACCUCAGGACAGUUCAGUGGUCAAGCGAACCCCACCCAGGAAGAAGAGACCAGGGUCCUGUUCCACCCCCUGAACUACACUACCCACGAUGCAUCUGGAAACAGUAAAGCUACAGACAAGGGUCUGGGGGUAUGAGGGGGUGUGGAGCCCAGAAACAGGGACUCAAACAAACAGCCUGUUUGGUACCUAACCGGUCAGUCAAGAAAACCUCAGUUGCCUUGCUUUUUUUAAGCCUCUCGCUCGCUGAACUCUGAAUGUUAUCAUCCUAGAUGGUGAUGGUGUAGAUUUCUACUGAAAUUAUAUGAUGGCCUGCCUGGCGUAUCCAGACAUAACCCGUUCAUUCCUGUGGUCAUCAGCAGCUCAGCAUAAGCCCAGCUCAACCAACAUGACACGUGGCCACGCCUCCCCAGCGGAGUCUACAGGCUCAGAUAGAUAGAGAAUCAGGCUACAACAUAUGGGUGGAAGUUCACGGUGGUUGGAUGUAACAGUGGAUGGCUUGGCAAGGCCACAAAUCAACACGUAGGCUGGCCCAGCCCUCACAGUACCAUGGGUUCCAGACAGGGUCGGUCCGGAUCCUGAGACCCAUUUGGAGAGAAACAAACUGUGUUAGCAGGGCCCAGUUUGUGAGAUGUUUCUUCUUCUCAUCUAGUAAGUUGUUCUUCACCUCUGGACUCUGGUCUGUGCAAGUUGUUUGAGGAUACAUUUCAUUUGUUUUAUAAUCACACACAUACCUGUGUGUACUUAUGUAUAUAUGUACUUUAUGUAUGUGUGUAUUAUACUUUACUGCUCUUGUGACAAAACGUUGCAUAUACAGCUUGGACAACAAGCGUCAACAAACCACCGAACUCAGAUGAAAGGUUAUGGAAGAGUACCAAAACAUCAACUCAUUUUCUUUUUACAGGGUUGGGUGGAGGGGCGGGGUCCUUGCCAGUUGGAGGGGAGGCAGUUCGUCACAGUCACACACUCUUUCAUUGAGCUAAGCUAUACUAACUAGACUACAGUUCUCUCUCGGGAUACUCAAUGGGGUGCAAUAUUCUAGAACAAUGCAGAUAGAAUGUUGACUCAGUUCUCUGUUCUACAUAAUAGAGAGUCUGUUCUAUAUAGAACAUACACCAGACCAAGCCUUAGGCCACUGAGCCAUCCUUACCAUCUUGGGCUGUGUCACCUUUUGACCAAAUAAAGGUCCACGUAGUGACAGGGUUUCUCUGCGCUCGUAGAACGACAUUUGAAUAUCUUCAAAGGAUUGGAUUUAUAUCAAGUUUAGUCACUACUUGUACGUUAGAAGCUCUUGUUUUGGUUUAGUUUUUUUGCAGUCACUCAUCUAGCCUCAACACUUAAGCUAUAAUAUACGGCUGUAAUAUACAAUUCUAAUAUGGUUCUAUAGAGCUGUUGUGUGUCAAAAAAAGGCCAAAGGAAAAGAUAAUCAUACAGAUAAUCAUACAGAUAAUCAUACAGAUAAUCAUACAGCCCACCCCAUCAUGCUCUCAAACAAUAUCAAUGUUGUUCAUUCAUGCCUUCUUUCUGUUGGUUUUACAGACUGUUUUUACUGUUUCUAGGAAAUGUACCCAUUGUCUUCAGAGGCAAUCGUUUUGAAAUAGCAAUAUUUAUAUGUAAACCCAGAGCUGUAAUCAAUGAAAGAUAUUGAGAAUCUAAUCUUUCCUUUGCAUAAAGAUAUGUACUACAAAUAUAACAUUUUGGGUUACCCCAAGUCACUAUUUAAUUGUUUUGUUUUAUUAUUUGUAGCACUUAAGAAGAUUGUAUUAAAAGAAAAUGUGUACACAAAAUUAAUAUUUUUUAUUUGUAUUAUUUUCUCCAUCAUUAUCAUUUUACAAAUGUUUAAAAAAGGCUAGAAAUCAAUCUGUAUAUUUCUGUAUCUGUAUUGCAGCAUAUUUCAUAAAUGGAAAUAUGUUCUCUGAAUAUUUAUUUACUAAUAUAUUUAUCUUCAAGCCAUGUCUUAUGUUGAGUGUAUGAACGUUUUUGAGUUAUUUGGUUGCUGUUUGUGAUAAAUCGCUAAAUACAUGGUAAUUGCACACAAAAUUAUUCAAUAUUCUCUGACCAAAAAUGUAUUUAAAAAAUGUAUUACCAUACAGUUGUGUAAUUAAAGUGUUCAAAGAUCUGUAAAAUAUACAGUUUUAUUCAA